AUGCAAAAUUAGAGAUUUUUUCACAUUUCAGCCAUUUAGUUCUUGCUUACUAGCAAAAAAAUGAUCUUUAAAAAAAGAAAAUUAAAAAAAAAUAUGAAUCCACCAAAUAAUAACAGCUUCAACAACAAGAGAGGCUUCACCCAAUAUAUAUAGAGAAAAAGGUCGUUUAGCGCCUAAGGAUAAGUUAGUAUUCAAAUCAUUUUUCAUAAAAUCAUUAAUAAAAAUAAGGAUGUUAUUGGUAAAUUAAAGAACAAGGUGGGGUUGAAUUAUUACAACUCACUAUAUUUUAACUCUUUAAAAGUACUUUAUUGA
Messenger RNA from Tetrahymena thermophila SB210, 312 nucleotides. RefSeq lists its product as hypothetical. The record is from RefSeq and is a predicted model, not a curated record. Lineage: Eukaryota; Ciliophora; Oligohymenophorea; Hymenostomatida; Tetrahymenidae. The transcript has a single exon.